GGAACUCGGGGAGCCUCUCACCGAGGUGGGAGGGUGGCAGAAGAUGAAGCUGAAGCAGCCCGAUCUGAGCCAGCCUCAGCCCUCGCUGCCCGAGUACUACGGCUUUGCCGAAGAGGAGUUGGACAAGUACUGCUCGGUGUUCAAGGGUCUUCAUCCGGAGGUGGAUGAUCCUAUUGAGCAGGAGACCGACUUGACGGCGAUUAUGGUGGCGGGGAGCGGCACGGAGCAUGGCCGCACGAAGCUUCUUAGUGGGGUGAUCAAGCCGCAGAGGACCCUCACGCAGAUCAGGUCUACCCUCACCGCCGGCGACCCACCGGUCGCGCCUCCUCGACACCGUCGUACGGAUGCUCACUUUGAGGCCGCCUACGCGGCCGCUUAUGAGAACUAUUUGACGGUUGUAGCAGAGUGGGACCUCAAGAGAGCGGCUUGGGAAGAGUACCAGGAGGCGACGAGUCGUGUAAGUUCCAAUCUUUUAUGGUUCGAAGACAUGACAAGUCCCACCUCCCCUUUUUUUAUAUCUGCGGCGCUUGACAUCUAA
Lolium perenne is the source of this 538-nucleotide messenger RNA. The record is from RefSeq and is a predicted model, not a curated record. NCBI's taxonomy places the organism in Eukaryota, Viridiplantae, Streptophyta, Magnoliopsida, Poales, Poaceae.